Messenger RNA from Trichosurus vulpecula (common brushtail), 2340 nucleotides. RefSeq names its product C-C chemokine receptor type 8-like. The transcript has 2 exons. Gene Ontology annotation, biological process: immune response; G protein-coupled receptor signaling pathway; chemotaxis. The record is from RefSeq and is a predicted model, not a curated record. Gene Ontology annotation, cellular component: membrane. Gene Ontology annotation, molecular function: chemokine receptor activity. NCBI's taxonomy places the organism in Eukaryota, Metazoa, Chordata, Mammalia, Diprotodontia, Phalangeridae. The coding region runs from base 65 to 1123 and encodes 352 amino acids.
CUCCUGCAGUUGUAUCUCUGACUGGAAAUGAACAGUGCCCACUUUGGAAGGUGACUGAGCUGGGAUGGAGUACACCCUGGAGCCAAAUGUGUCCAUGACCACAGAGGACUAUUACCCAGACUGGACGGUUAGCCCCUGCCAAACUGCAUUCACCCAGAAGUCCAGUUCUCUGCUCCUUGCCUUACUCUACUGCCUUCUCUUUGUCUUUGGGCUGCUGGGGAAUGUCCUGGUCAUUCUGGUUCUGGUAGCCUGUAAGAAGCUGAAAAGCAUGACUGAUGUGUACCUGCUGAACCUGGCCAUCUCUGACCUGCUCUUCGUCUUCUCUUUCCCCUUCCUGACACACUAUACUCUGGACCAGUGGGUCUUUGGGAACACCAUGUGUAAGGUCAUCUCUGGAGUUUAUUACAUUGGCUUCUUCAGCAGCAUCUUUUUCAUCACCAUCAUGAGCAUGGACAGGUACCUGGCCAUUGUCCAUGCAGUCUAUGCUUUGAAGGUGAGGACAACCAGGAAGGGCAUGGCUGUCAGCCUCCUGGUGUGGUUGGUGGCUGUUUUAGCCUCUGUCCCUUUGCUGGUAUUUUACCAGGUAUCUUCAGAGGAGGGCAUCCUCAAGUGCUACUCCUUCUAUAAUGACAGAACUACUGAAUGGAAACUCAUUACCCACUUUGAAAUCAACAUCCUGGGCCUUGUCAUCCCACUCAGCAUCCUUGUUUACUGUUAUGCCAACAUCCUGAGGCACCUGAAGAAGUGUCAGAACCACCAAAAGAUCAAGGCCAUCAGGCUGGUCCUCAUCGUAGUGGUGGUAUUUUUCUUCUUCUGGGUUCCCUUUAACAUGAUGCUCUUCCUGAAUUCCCUCCACAACCUGCAUAUCCUGGAUGGGUGUGACUUGAGUCAGAAACUCACCCAGGCCACACAGAUAACUGAGGUCAUCUCUUUCACCCACUGCUGUGUCAACCCUGUAAUUUAUGCUUUUGUGGGGGAAAAGUUCAAGAAGCAUCUCUCUGAUAUCUUUCGGAAAUACAAACGUUAUUUCUGGGUAUACAAGGAAAGCUACUAUUCCCAGGAAUACACAGAGAGAUCAUCUGUACGCCAUUCAGCUUCCUCCACCACAGACUAUAUUUUGUGAAGCAGGACAGUCCUGGCCCCAGGGGAAAUGUUUGUAUGGAAUCCAGGGAUUGCAGCAAGGAAGCAGGGAGAAGAUGUUUUGUUUACAAGGAAGACAGACAUUUGCUGUUUUCUUCUAGUCUCUCCUAAUAAGGAUUAAAUACUCUCUUUCUUCCCUCUUUCAUUUCAUACAAGGCCAUUUGCAAUUUUCUGGAUAUAUUCCCUGGCUGAUUCUUUCUUAGGAGGGAGAAAGAGAGUUAGCCCAAACUAAAUGCUGAUUGUAUAAGUCAGGGUGUGCCAAGGAUUUGUAUAAUAAUCCUUAAAUUGGGGAUGGUCAACCUCUAACCAUUGGCUUUAAUUUCAUCUAACCUUCAGGCCAAGUAUCAAGAGGCAUAUAUAGUAUAAACACACUAUACUGGGAUUCAGAAGAAGCUAUGUUCUAAGCUUGGCUCUGCCGCUAACCAAGUGUGAGAUUGAAUAAAUCAGUUCACUUCUUUGUGAACAAUUUCCUCCAGCCUCCCUGCCUUUAUGCAGGCUUCGUCCCUGGUCUGGAAUGCACUCCCUCUUUACUUCCCCCCAUGGCAUAAUCUCCAACUUCCUUCGAAGCACAGCUCAUGGACCACUUCCUUCAUGAUCCACCUUUCCUGACACCAUGCCCCCUUGGAAUAACUUUGUAUAUCCUUUUAAUUUACUCAUAUGUGUAAAUGUUGUAGUCACCAGUGUAACGUAUGCUUCCUGUGGGGGGUAUGGGGUGGGGAAUUGUUUAUGUUUGUAUCCCCAGCUUGCAGCACUUUCUCUUGCAAACAGUAGGCACUUCUAAAAAAAUUAUUAAGUUGAAUGGAGAAUAUGGGGCCUUACAAAGCCACUAGUCACUGUGGCAUAAAGAAAAAAGCAAGUGUAUUCCAAGUGCUUCAGAGGACUUUGAAGGAAACCCAAACAUCUGCAGUCAGGCAUUGAAAGCUUAACUCUGGAUCCUUCAGAAUUGGAGUCUUGGAGACUACCAUGCCACAAAACUCUCAUCUAGUUCUGGGUGGAGUUCUCACAAACUGGAUUUUUUUUUUUAACAUGAUUGAGGGGAAAAGGAAAGGCUGACAGUGACUGGGGGACAUGACAGAAGGAAACCCCUGCAGGGGUUUUAGGCUGUGAGUUCGGAGCACAGAGACUAAGCAGGGCAGACUGGUCCACUCUACAGAAAAAAAGAACCACAACAGAGUUGAAUGGAAAGGACUAAUGGUUCAA